Molecule: messenger RNA, 3196 nt
Organism: Poecile atricapillus (Black-capped chickadee)
Lineage: Eukaryota; Metazoa; Chordata; Aves; Passeriformes; Paridae
Gene: OSTF1
Product: osteoclast stimulating factor 1
Exons: 10
Coding region: 162-806 (214 amino acids)
Biological process (GO): signal transduction
Molecular function (GO): protein binding
Source: RefSeq, a predicted model, not a curated record
CCGGGGACCCGCCCUUCGUCCCGGCUGCCGCCGCUGCCGCCGCCGCCGAGCCGUGCCCGGGGCUGCCGGGUGAGCACCCCGCCUCUCACUGCCGGCCCGCGCCCGGACAGCCGACCGCCGUCGCGCCGCUCCUGCCGUCCGUGCUUAGGUGCGGUCCAGCCAUGUCCAAGCCGCCACCUAAACCGGCGAAGCCAGGUCAGGUUAAAGUAUUCAGAGCCCUGUAUACAUUUGAGCCCAGAACCCCAGAUGAACUGUACUUUGAAGAAGGAGAUAUCAUUUACAUCUCUGACAUGAGUGAUACAAAUUGGUGGAAAGGAACUUGCAAAGGGAGAACUGGACUUAUUCCAAGUAACUAUGUGGCUGAGCAAGCAGAGUCUAUUGAUAAUCCACUGCAUGAAGCUGCCAAACGAGGCAACCUGAGCUGGUUGAGAGAGUGUUUGGAUAAUAGAGUUGGUGUCAAUGGUUUAGACAAAGCUGGAAACACAGCUCUGUAUUGGGCAUGCCAUGGAGGCCAUAAAGAUGUAGUAGAUGUCCUGCUUACCCAGGCAAACCUCGAGUUAAACCAACAGAACAAAUUGGGAGACACAGCUUUGCAUGCUGCUGCAUGGAAAGGUUAUGCAGAUAUUGUAGAAAUGCUGCUGGAAAAGGGGGCAAGAACAGACCUGAAAAACAACGAGAAGAAACUGGCUUUAGAUAUGGCAACGAACGCAGCUUGUGCUUCCUUGCUUAAGAAGAAGCAGAGUGCAGGUACAGUCCGAACAUUGAGUAAUGCAGAGGAAUACCUUGAUGAUGAAGACUCCGAUUAGCUUUCUUAACUCCGUAUGAAAACCUAUAACUUGCAUUGUCUGUGUUGUUUUCAAAACAUAUCUUCACAACUGUAAAAAUAUCUCACUUAGAGUAUCGCAGUAUAGCCUAUAAAUGAGAGGACAAAAUCAUGCUUUGCAAAGGAAUAAUCUUCGUACAGCCAGAAGAUGUCACAUUUUGAAUCAGAGUUCCUUUUUGGAAUUAUCACAAAGAAAGUGUGGCACACCUUUAUCACUGAGUGGGCAGAGGAUUGUCUUCUAAGCUCACAGGUUUCAUCUCAGGCCUUCCCAACAAGUGCCUUGUAUCUCUGGAAUACUGAAAGGUCCUUGUGGGACAGCAGGACACCACUGCUGGCAUUUCCCCAAAUCUCCCUGGGUAUGUGUUCCUUCAUGCAGCUAAUACUGACAGUCAGUACUGGCAGGCAUAAAUGGAGAUGCUACUGUAGAGAAGGACCAUUGUUUGCCCUGAUGGCAGACGGCAUUACCAGGUUUGAUUUUUAAUUUUGGUAAAACUUUUUCGUUUCCUUCCUGUAUCCCUCUAAGUGAGAUGCAAAAUGACCUGAGACAAUCUGCCUCAGGAAUGCUUUGUCUUCUCUAUUGCUGUGGGACCAAUCCCUGAAAUGUUAACACAGGUGAAAUGCUUGCUUAAGUCAGGUUUGCUUUAGAAAUUCACUUGGACUUUGUGGCUUGAUUAUUUUGUUUUUUGAAGUGUAUUAUGCUGAAAUUAUUUGUAGCAAAAGGAAGACAGAAUAGUUUUCUUUUUAUCCUGCCUAAAAAAUUUUAAUACUGAUCUCCUGCUUUUAUUUUUUGCAAGUGCUCUUAUGUCUUUUCCUAAAUUACCUCAAAAUUUAUGUGUGUUUGAAGUAACGAGGGAAGAUGUGCAUCAAAUAUACCACAGGUUACCUUUAGAAGAGAUAACCUGAAGCUGAAUAAGCAUUUUUAACAUGUAUUGCUGCUUUCUGUGAAUUAAAGGAAAAUGGAAAAUAAAUUCAGCCACUUUCAAGCUCCCCUGCAGAGUUAAAUAAUAGCGCUUCCUUCAGAUUGCUCAAGUAGCUGUAGGCGAGUAUUGCACGUUACUGAGAGAUACUUUCUUAUUGUGAUAAGUAAAUGUUACAAGUAUUUGAUACAAUCUCAUUUUCAGGUUUUUUGGCGCUAACUUCUCUAAUAGUGACUUCUAGCAAAUUCAUUCUAACACAUCAGUCUGUGAUACUAAAACAAAACCAAAGAAAAGAGAAAAAAAUAGGGGAGAAAAAAGCUCUUGUGAAAGACUGGGGAUAAAUGAAAAGCUCUUACAGAAGUCUGGGGAUAAAUGAAAAUCACACUAAGUAUUUAAGAGAUUUUAAAAAGUCUAGAGCACUCCUAAUUUCCCGUUUUACAAAAUACAUUGAGCCAGAUUUUUAUUUUUAUCAUCCUGGAAAGAACCAGAUGCCAGUAAAGCUUGUUAGACUCUUAUCAAAGAAGGCAGUGUUUGAUUGACCAGAGCUGCAUAAGAUGGGGACAUUGCACAACCAGUCAUCUGCAGAUGUAGUUCUAGACAGUUUAAAUGUUAGAACUAUAGAACAAACGUUUUAGCCCUGGGGUUAAAUGAACAGUGAUGUUAUUUUGUGUGAAGAUCCUAGAGGGAAAGAAAUAAAAACCAAAGCCAGCAAUUUUUUUCUUUCUAGAUUUCAUUAGAACAGUUGUUGGACAUAAUUCAUAACAUUUAAGACUGUUCUGCUUCUCAUUUAAUCAGCCAGCUCUUUUACUAGCUCAGCCUUUUAUUGUAGUUAAGCUACAUUAUGCUGCAUACUGCUGAUUAAAAUUACACAGUUUCAAAAUGCAAGCUUUAAAGUCCUGUAAUGAGAGGUGAGAAGGUUCAGGUAUCUGUUACAUGCGUCUUUUUCCUGCAUAAACAAAGCUCACAAGCUUAAAAUUCUUCAGUGACACAGGACAUGGAGAGAAUGCCUCAAGUCACUGUUUUUUUCUCUUGACCUUUGGAGGCAAAGUCUGUAUUCAUAAGUAGUUCUUAAUGUAAUGUCUUCUGCUGCCACGGGUUCAGCAGCCUACAAGGAAGGUGUUAUGCUCACGUCUAUGUAAUUAACAGCUGCCAGAAGACCCUGUGUUCUUCUGCAGACAGAAUGUGCUGCACAGGAAUGGUGACAGAAGUACAAGUUGAGCCCAAGGAUCGCAUCCAAAGUUCUUGUCAGAGUGUCCUGAAGGAAGCACAUCUACAUCACAAGACACCUAGGGAGUGCUGUCAUUUGUUUCCAGGACAAAAAUUACUGCUUUUGUUUUUUUCCCACAACUUUGUUUUUCUUUCUGAAACUGUCUAUUCAUCUUGUGAAAUACAAAUCACUGUGAAAGCUUUCUGGCAAUAAAUUACUUUUUGUCUAACUCCAGGAGUUAAAGUUUUG